UUAUCGCUCGAGUGAAUAAGCUCGGGAUCACGCGAGAGCAAUCGUUUAUAGAGGUGUUUGUUGACUCACGACGAGGGCAGGUACAUUCAAACUGCGCUAAUCGCGUUAUGCAUAUAGUGCCAGUAGUAAUAGUAGUAGUAGUUUUGAUUUUGACAUUCGCCAGCUCUGGCUCUCGAGGUGGGGGCCAUUCAUUUGUUAUUUGAAAUUUGGUGCGUCUCGUCAGACCAGCUCGCAUCCAAUGAGAUAUCGCGGAGCUUGAUCGAACGAUACGAGCCUCGUGACGUUGGUUGGGUGGCUGGCUGGCUUUUGUACAUACUACGUGCGUAAUGCCGUUGUACGGGCGCGACACGCGCCUUCAGACACAACAUAAACUAUCGCAUAACGGCCACGCGAGAUAUGUUGCUGCUGCUGCUGCUGAGUAUCUGAGCCGACGACGUAGCCGCCGCCGGUUGAAUCGAAAAGUGUACGACGGAGCGACACUUUCAUUUUCACGUCUACUGGCAGGAAUCUAUGCCACGGAAAUCAUUGCCAAUUUGCCGCAACAAUGCCAAAACAGCUCGGCGCGUGUCAAUAUGUGCGCGAGAGGGCCGUCGAAGUAUCUGCUUGCGGCCAAUCUCCAUCUGGAUAGGAUCACUUCCCUCUAGCGCCGAAGCACGAGUUCACCUACGUCACCACCGGGGCGAGGGCAGCUCGCACUGCUCGCGCUGCGCGCCCGGCUGGGGCGUAGUCGAGCACUGCUCGCGGGGCCGCGACACCAAGUGCGCCGAGUGCCAGCCGGGCAGCUACUCGCCCCAUCACGGCACCCAGCCCUGCUGGCUGUGCUCGCGCUGCGGCCCGGGCCUGUACGAGGCCAAGGCCUGCACCGCGAGCAGCGACACCAUCUGCGACUCGUGCCUGCGCCAGGCGCCCGACAAUCCCGACUUCCGGCACAAGUGCCAGCAGCAGCAUCAUCGCGAGGCCGCCAUCUACCUGGCGCCCGAGGACGCCCGCAACACCGGUGAGCAGAGCGAGCUCGUCAACGUCGACCUGACGAGGGAGAUCGACGCCGAGCGCGAGAGGGAGAGGCUCCUGUGGCAGGACGCCCAGGCCCAGCUCAAGGAGCAGCAGCAGCUACGAGCCAGGGCCAACUCGUUGCAGCAGCAGCAGCACGAGCAGCAACGGCGCCAGCAGCUCGACUAAACUGGAGAGCGUCGAUCGACGCGCUCAUUUUUUUUACGCGAAACUUCAACGAAAAUCUCCUCUUGCGAGCCCGUCGACGCGUGUGAAUUUUAUCCGGUGACAUAAAUAUUCCGCAGAAAAAGUUGCAUACCCGCCUCCAGUGGAAAUAUCGCUCUGCAAAUGGAGAGAAAAAAAUAUAAUGAGCGGUUAAAAUUCGUGUGCGCGUGGGAAAGGCUGAUGAUGUAAAAUUUAAAUUUACGGCUUUUCAGCUUUCACUCGCGAACCGAAGAGACACACACACGCGCGUACACACGCACACGAAAUGCUGUACCAGCUCCCGGUAAAACUUCAAAAUUGCCAAGUGCAUUGCAUUUCGUCCUGUUAUCUCCGUGUUCCUUUUACUGACUUUUUUUAACUCGUGCAGUUUAAAGCUUCGGAUAACUUCUUCUUUUAUUUUCAACUUAGAUGAAUCGCACAGCUUUUAGAAAAGUAUGACGGAAUUUUAGAUUAGAAGAUUUUACAGAAUUCAUCGUUUGAAUCGUCGGUCAAAUUGCCCAAUUUAAUUAUGAUUUAACGUAAACAGCGCUCAUACAAACGAGUAUAAAAAAACAGGCGGCAAAAAGAAAUAUUGCGAUUCUGUAGAGACAUUUUAAUAUGAUUAAGAGGUGCUAUAUAAGAGUGCAGUGUGAGUAUGGUAUAAAUUGAUCGGUUUGACGACAGUUUUUUUUACUAUCCAUUGUUCGUUCAAAGUGUCUAUAAAACUCUACGCUGAUUUUAUAGUUUCAUACGUGUCCCCGAUUGUAUCGCGUCUUGUUUUUUAAAUAUCGGCGGCCGUAAAUCGUAUUCUAAAGUGAAAACCUAUAGCGAUUCAACGAUGUAAAAAGACACAAAACAAAUCCAUUUACAUAAGAAUGGUCAUAAAAAAUGAUUUUGAAACAUUUCUCAUGUUCGCUUCCGGAAUACGAAUGUAUUUUUGUUUUCAUUUCAUCGCUCGAAGUGUAGGCAUGACAAGAAAAAUGAACAUCGUCGAAUACAAUAUGCAAACUAGUCAUGAUUAAUAAAUAGCAUAGAGUAGUGUAUGAUCAACAAUAUGUUUGUCAUGUAAAUGGGAUUUACAAAAAAAAAAUCACGUGUAACGCGGCAUUGUACAUAAUUGUUCUUUUUAUUAUUGUAAUUAUUAUUUUAAACGAUCGAUCUUACAGUAUUUAUAUUUCAUAACAGGUGUCGAUGUUGACGCAGCGGAGAUGUGAAUCGAUCGAUGCGCGCCCAGGCAAUUAUUGUAUAAAUCACACGCAUCUCCGCGCGUGAUUUAUAAUGUACAAUGUCGAUAUGUUCUUUAUUUUACAACACAAUUCAACAUUAUGGAAAGCAGUUUAAAGCUGCACCAACUCUGCGGCGAUUCGUUUUUGGUAACAAUUAAAGCUUGAUACAAUUGAGCAUAUGUACUUGAUAAAUGUAUAUUUACAUAUAACCAAUUGAUUUUAUUAUCAAACACAUUAACACAAUAACGUGGUUUAAACAAAUGCACAGCGGGGCAUGUUUUCAUUGCUGAAUACUUUCGAUUGCUAAUUGCGCGUGUGCGCGCCAUUUGAAUCGUUUCCGAAACUACAAAUUUUCUCUCGAAAAAACUUUCUUCCACCUGUAAUUUUACAUGAUUUUUUUGCAUCGCAAGUAAGCUCUUUUUUCAAUCUCGUUAUCCUACGCUUAACGAUCUAAAAACUUUUAUUAUGGCGCAUAAGAGACUGUGAGUAUAUAUAUGUCGUUUUACCAAGCGGGAUGGUAUAAUAAGCUUAAACAUCGUGGCGCGCGCGUAGGAUAAACUCUACUAUCUCGAGUGUGUCCAAUUAUAAGAAAUAAAGUUAACCAAAUUUAAUGGAAAGACUUUUAAAACGAGAGCAAAAAAUGAGAGUUGAUGGUCUAUUAAGUUUAAACCCCAUGUAUCUAUGAUUAUGUAAGGAUUUGCUUGCCGUUCUGAGAUACAAUGGUCGAAUACGGCUUAAUUACGUGUUUUAUUUUUUUAAUUAUCCGUAAUAACGUGUUAGGGAUAACUUCUUUUAUUUUGAGGAAAUAGAUUUUAUUAAACAACCAAACAGUAAUGCCAAUUUAAGUUUGUAAGGUCGAUGUAAUUUUUGAGUAUUACGUGUACUUCCAUAGUGUUAUUCUAUAAUGUACUAUUUACAAAGAUAAACGCAAAAAUGUGUAAAGGUAUUCACAAAUGUACGUCAAAGUGCAAUACCAAAGUUUUGAAGUUAUAAGGAUUUCUAUUGACUUUGCAGUUGUGUAAUUUUCAUGCGUUUGUUAUUGUAAUAAUUAUAAGUCAUAAUAAAUUAGUCACUAAAAAUGAUAUUUUCCACCGUUUAUUUGAUAUUAAAAUCGUUAAAUGUAAUAGAACCGUAUUUUUCCUUCAUAACAUUCCUAUCCAAUUCAUUGCAGCUAUUUAACUACUUGAAGCAAUGCAGCUGUAUCGAAAAUCAGGUUUACUUGUAUUUUUUUAGUACUGAACAUCUUGAUUGGAAUUUUUUAAUUAAAUUUAUUUCAUAACAUUUUUCUGAUAUAAUAGAUAGAAUUUACAAAUAAAUGUUGAACUCGAUAUUGUUUUUUGGUUUCCGCAAUAUACGUUCAAAAACCAUACAUGCUGAACGCAUGUAUUACAUGGUGAGAUACUAUAUUUUAUCAUUCAAUGAAUCAUUUUAACUGCUUAACGUUUUAAAGUUGUUCAUUGGUCAUUUGUUUUUUCAUUCAAACAGGCACGAAAAAAUUACAGAAAUUUCAUUUGUAAACUUUUGAAUUGAUGCGGGGCUGUAACUCCGAGUUACAAAUCAUAUCAAAUAACAUAAUUUAAUAUUUUUACAUGCAAAAAGAGAAAAA
Molecule: messenger RNA, 4026 nt
Organism: Trichogramma pretiosum
Lineage: Eukaryota; Metazoa; Arthropoda; Insecta; Hymenoptera; Trichogrammatidae
Exons: 3
Coding region: 511-1179 (222 amino acids)
Molecular function (GO): protein binding
Source: RefSeq, a predicted model, not a curated record